AUGCGUGUUUUCUCGCUGGCCCUGGUCAGCCUUGGGGCCUUUGGCAGUGCCGCCCCGACUCGGGUUGAGCCCCAGGCGGUGGAGGCCAGGCAAUACGGACUCGGCCCUCCGACGGUGACGUUGAUUCCCGGCAAACCAUCCCUUCCGAUAUUCUGGCCGGCGCCUUCGACACCUACCACCAUCCUCAAGCCGGGUAAGAGAGAAGAGUCUGCCCCGAUUAAAAAAGCCCCGGAGAGGCGCACCGAGGACAUUGAGCUCAAGGCUCUUCAUGAUGCCUACUACGUGCUCCUGAAGCCCUACGACGAGAACAAUCACCCUUCCUUCGGCGUAUACCUCAUUCUUCUCCAUCUUGCCGACAUUCUCUCCUCGAAGGGUAUCACCGUUGAUACAUUCAUCCUAGGCGAAGCCAAGACCACCUUUGGCAUCUCAUCAAAGCGGCAGGUCUUCACCAUCGGUGGAUGCCGUCCUCAGGAUGUUAUCGGUCUGCGAGCCACCCUGACAAGCCUGCUCAUCAUCUACGGCCCUCAACCCCCGUACGAGAUCUGGAACCUCGAGCAAGCCAUCAUCGCUGCCCUCAUUGCCUGCGGUGAGAAGGUUGAAGCUGGGCCCAUCGUUCCUGAGGUGCCCGUCCCAGGCGGCCCGAUCAAGCCUGAAGUUCCGGUGCCCGGUGGUCCUAUUGUACCCGAGAAUCCUGUGCCUGGCGGGCCUCUUGUGCCUGAGCAGCCGGUGCCUGGUGGUCCCAUCAAGCCCAGUAACUGA
Molecule: messenger RNA, 759 nt
Organism: Verticillium alfalfae VaMs.102
Lineage: Eukaryota; Fungi; Ascomycota; Sordariomycetes; Glomerellales; Plectosphaerellaceae
Exons: 1
Coding region: 1-759 (252 amino acids)
Source: RefSeq, a predicted model, not a curated record